This is a messenger RNA of Fraxinus pennsylvanica, 672 nucleotides long. Lineage: Eukaryota; Viridiplantae; Streptophyta; Magnoliopsida; Lamiales; Oleaceae. The record is from the annotation of a GenBank genome assembly.
AUGGAAGGUAAAGAAGUGAAGGCAAGAUUGAAGAAGGGUUUCUGGAAGCCCGAAGAGGAUUUGAUGUUGAAGAAAUAUGUGGAGACUCAUGGAGAAGGGAACUGGACUGCUGUUUCCAAGAAGUCAGGUCUGCAGAGGGGACCUAAGAGCUGCAGGCUGAGAUGGAAGAAUUACUUGAGACCAAACAUCAAGCGUGGUAUGAUGUCGGAAGAUGAGAAAGACCUCAUUAUCAGAAUGCACAAGCUUCUGGGAAACAGGUGGUCGCUGAUUGCUGGUAGACUCCCCGGCCGUACAGACAAUGAAGUGAAAAACUAUUGGAAUACCCAUUUGAACAAGAGGGCAUCUGGACGCCCAAAUAUGAACCUAGACUCUGAAAGCGACAAAAAGCGCCAAUUAUCAUCAGGUUCACAAAUUGCACAAGAAGGGAAUCUGGAGAAGAAAACUGCAGGUAGCUCAAUAGAAGAGGAAGUCAAUAUGGUUUCAGAAUUUGGUGCUGAAAAUCUGAAAAAUAUUGACUACGACAUCAAUUUACCUUCAAUUCUCACCAACUAUGCACCAUUCUUCUAUGAGGACGAUUUAUUCAUGCCCAUCCUAGAUGACUUCGUUUUGUUCGAGGCAUUUGGAACCAAUGGAGAUGAAAUCAUGAAGGAAGGCUUCCAACCACUGCUUUAA